AUGACUUCUUUUCGGCCAAUAAAAAUGCUCCAUCUUGCAAAUAACGGCUGGGCAUGUCAUUAUUCUCGACACGUAAUGGGAGCGGCAAGUUCGUCGCCCUCCGCGGCUACUGGCUCGGCAGCAGUGAAACAGAUCUUCGCAUCUGCACAGGAGAAGGCUGCCUUCGAGAAGAUUGUGGGUGAGACGCCCGUUCCACGCGAGGAUGCGGCGUAUCACACGGUGCUAGCGACACCAAAGCCGCUGCCUCAAUUGACACAGGCACAAGUGGAGCUCCUAACACACGAGUAUGGCGAGACGCUAGCCCAGAACAGUCUCCAAUCUGGAAAUUUCCGCGUGCUGCUGCGCUACGUGAUUCACGCGCUGUCGUUCAGCUGCAGAGUGGCGAAGAUGACGGAAAGUGAGCUGGCAGCUUAUGCACCAGGUGCAGCGGGACCAGACCCCGUGGACGGGAAACCGCAGACAGUUGACACACACUUGCACAGAGCUGCGAAUGCGCUGUUCUUGGUUCGACAGUUCGCAAUGAGGUUUGUAGAGAGAACAGACGAGUGCUCGUUGCUGGCUCACUUCAACCAUCAACCAACGGCUGAGUCUACUGGAGCUCAGAGCAACGCUGCUGCUACAACAAGACAUAGUUUGUCGAUUCAAAUGGAAGACGAAAAUGCUGACAAGAGAAACGUUAACGGAUUAUCACCGGAGGACUCGUCGGAUGAGCUCGCUGCUCGCUUUCUAGAUGCUCUGCUCACGGCUCUCAUUGAAUACCCUCCAAAUAAUAAGACCUACGAUCUACACGUGGAAGUCGUGAACACACUAUUGGUGCUUUUGUCGCCUGUGGUGUACCCGCGGGAUCAUUCCAAGCAAGCCGGCGAUCUACGUGCACAUAAUCCGUUCCUUUACAUGCUGAUGGCGUCUGCUCUGCCGGAUGGCAAGAAAUCGUACUGGGCAUCCGGUGUGGUUCGUCGCUUGCUGCAGAAUAGCAUCGAGCAGAUCCAAGCUACCGGAUCAAGCUCUGCUUCGAAUACUGCAGUGAUUACUCUGCGAAAAGCUCGCGAGAUGUCACUCAUCGCCAUGUCUGGGACUUCCGACCAGGCGUAUGAACAGGAACAAUUCUCUUAUUUUACGCUGGAAGGCGUUGGCUCCAUUGCAGCGUCAAUUUUCCGGUUCCCGUGGAGUUUUAUCCGGUAUUUUACCACCCGCGAGGAUACUGCAAGCCCUCUUGCCGACCGUAGUAUACUGCUACUAUUGGUUUUGCUUCAGAGUUGCCGAGAUAGCGACUCGCCAGUAACCAGUAAUCCAUUUCGAGGAGCUCUUUGUGGUAUCACGGAUGGCGCUGACACUGACAGCCACGACGCAGAGAUUGAAGACCCCAGAGCUCACUUGAUACAACAAAGUGGAGCCACCUCCAGUGCUGAGAAAUUGGAGCUACUGUACUCGAAUCUGUUCGAAGUCUGUGGCCGUCACGCACCUUACGAAGCCAGCCAUCUUAUGCUGUAUACACUGCUGUAUUCCAACCCAAUGAUGCUCGACACUGCAGUGAGUGACGUUGACAUGGAGCGUCUGUUGCUGCCCUUAUUGGAGACGUUGUAUCACUCACGGUCUGUGGAACCGAAUCGACUGUACAUGCUGGUGAUCGUAUUGCUGACGUUCACUCAAGACCCAUCGUUUGUCCGCACUGCACAUACCCAGUUAGUAGUCCCCAACGUGCCGUGGUAUCAAGAACACUAUAUGCUGGAUGUCUCGCUGGGUAGUCUGAUGAUGGUUAUCUUCACUCGCCUCAUCUUCCGCAACAUUACGCACUUCCAGGAUAGUUUUAUCCACCUCAACGCGUUUGCAGCGCUGUCCAACCUCGCACGCUCGGCUGAGAAUCUCCACAUGUACGCUGCUCAAGGGAUCGUGGGGCUGAUUGACAUGUUGGCCAAGAACGAAGCGAAGCUGGUGGCACAGAUGCACCGCUUAAAACCCACAGACAAGGACGAGAGCGAAGUGUUGGCACAGAAACAAUCGGCGUAUGUUGAGUUUAUCCGACUGCUGCUGGGUGUGAUCUCGUCCUGCUUGAAGGCGAAGCAGUUGCCGCGUAAUCCGCAACUUAUUUAUUCCCUGCUGCAUCGCGCUGACACGUUUGCAGCACUGCAGCAGCACUCGGAGUUCGCUGCUCAUGUGCAUAAUGGUCCAGUGUGGAGCACGUUGGCGCGUUUCCAGGCAGUUGUGGAUGCCAAGACCUCGCCAGACGACGUGCUGGACACUGACAUGGUGCUGGAUAUUAUCCGAGGUGAAUGCGUCAGCCUCCUGGCGGCUUCCAGUGCUGGAUCGCGGACAGGAGGCGCCUUAAAGCAUCAUACCUCGGUAGACGACGACGAUGCCAGCUAUCGAUACGAAGAGGAGGCUGAUCCAGAGCAGUUCUUCGUGCCGUACAUUUGGAAACUUAUUCAAGAGCAGACGCCAGAUUUCUGCUGGAAAGUUGACAAGAUCACACUCUUCGUACCCACAGGGGUUACGACUGUCACGACAGGCUAA
Molecule: messenger RNA, 2511 nt
Organism: Phytophthora nicotianae INRA-310
Lineage: Eukaryota; Oomycota; Peronosporomycetes; Peronosporales; Peronosporaceae
Exons: 5
Coding region: 1-2511 (836 amino acids)
Biological process (GO): Golgi organization
Cellular component (GO): Golgi apparatus
Source: RefSeq, a predicted model, not a curated record